GCCCUUCGGCGGCGCCGCCAUGCAGGAGGGCGUGCGGCUGCGCGCGGGUGCCUCCAAGGGGGACAUCCGGGAGAAGGUGUGGGAUUACCUGGAGGCCAGCGGCCUGGCUGAGUUCCCCCGGCCCGUGCAUCACCGCAUCCCUAAUUUCAAGGGUGCACCUCAUGCUGCGACAAGGCUUCUGGGUUUAGAGGAGUUCAAAGCUGCCAAUACUGUAAAAAUAAAUCCCGAUGCUCCCCAGAAGAAUGCUCGCUUUCUAACGCUGGAAGCAAGGAAGACUUUGUUGGUUCCAACACCACGUCUGAGGAGUGGGCUGUUCAAUAAGAUUGUUCCACCUCCAGGUGCAACUAAGGAGACACUGCGGAUAUGUGCUACAUCUCAGGGCAUAAAAGAGUACAGUGUGCCUGUGGGUCUUGAUGGGAAAGCACGAGUGGACUUGGUUGUUGUAGGAUCAGUGGCUGUCUCUGAAAAAGGCUGGAGAAUUGGAAAAGGAGAAGGUUAUGCAGACAUGGAAUAUGCAAUGAUGGUGUCAAUGGGAGCAGUGACAGAGGACACACCUGUGAUUACUAUCGUGCAUGACUGCCAGGUAGUUGACAUAGCAGAAGAGCUCCUUGGUGAUCACGAUUUAACCAUUGAUUAUAUACUCACACCAACUAGAACUAUCAAGACUAAUUGCAAACGACCAAAACCACAUGGAAUACUGUGGCAUAAGGUCAGCUAUGAGAUGCUGGGGAAAAUCCCCAUCCUCAAGAGUCUUCGGUACAAAGAGAAGCAGGCGGGCAAGGAUGUUACCCUCCAAGAUGAGCAGCCAGAUCUGGCAAAUGCCAGCAAGUCAGCAGCAUUGAAUGGGAAGGCAAUGGAUGGAAAUACAAGACCACAAGCUUCAAUGGGCUCAGCUCAAGCAGGACAACAGUAUGUUGAAAGUGAUUCUUUAAGUCCCAGAUUAGAGGGAUCUGGCACGGUUACUACUGUGUAUGUGGGGAACAUACCUCCCAACCUAAGAGUGAGUGAGCUGAAAUGUGCUUUAAGGGAAUUCCGUGCAGCUCCUUUACGAGUGAGUUGGCAGGGAGCACAGCACAGGGCUUUUCUCGAUUACAAGGAUAAAGCAACCGCAGAGAGUGCUGUAUCCUCUUUGAAAGGCUUGAGCCUCGGGGGCAAUACUUUGCGAGUUGAGCUGGCCAAGAAUCAGAGAAACAAAGGGCAAGUAGAAAUCAAUAGUCAGACAUGAAUAUGAAUAGAGGAAAGAAGAAAAAAAAAAAGGCGUGUUUUUAUUGUUUUGCAAGAAGCAGACCUAAGUUUUCAAGGUUAUUAGUAUGUGCUGUGAUCUCCACAGGCUAAACAACAAACGCAAAGCCAUAUAUUCAAAUAAAUGAGCAUACAUCUCA
This is a messenger RNA of Gallus gallus (chicken), 1382 nucleotides long. RefSeq names its product methenyltetrahydrofolate synthetase domain containing (gene MTHFSD). Bases 20 to 1225 code for a protein of 401 amino acids. NCBI's taxonomy places the organism in Eukaryota, Metazoa, Chordata, Aves, Galliformes, Phasianidae. Gene Ontology annotation, cellular component: cytoplasm. The transcript has 8 exons. The record is from RefSeq and is a predicted model, not a curated record. Gene Ontology annotation, molecular function: RNA binding.